AGAGGUUCCGCGUCGAACGAACGAACUCCCAACAUUAAACGGAUAUACAAUAUAUAGAUAUAUAUACUUAUACUCGAUCUAUCACUAAGCAUUAUGCAGUCCAGUUGUGUGAUCGUGCUCGUCUUGGCCAGCGCAGCGUUGGUUGCCGCUCGCCCCGAACCACCUCGUGACACUUACAGCGCUCCUCCCUCGAGCAGCUAUCAGCCAAGUGGACCAAGCGGGGGCUACGGUGCCCCAGCACCCCAAUAUGGACCACCUCAGCAGCCGCCAGUGGUGCACAAGCACGUCUAUGUGCAUGUGCCACCACCAGAGCCAGAGUACCAGGCUCCCAGGAAACCUCUGUAUGUGCCGCCACCACAGAAGCAUUACAAGAUUGUGUUCAUCAAGGCGCCGUCGCCACCUGCACCAACUGCACCCAUAAUUCCUCAGUUCCCCCAGAACGAGGAGAAGACUUUGGUCUAUGUGCUGGUCAAGAAACCAGAGGAGCAGCCCGAGAUUGUCAUCCCAACGCCAGCGCCCACGCAGCCCAGCAAACCGGAGGUCUACUUCAUUCGCUACAAGACCCAGAAGGAGGAGACUGGCCCAUAUCCCAACAGCAUUGCUCCUCCCUCGGAAUACGGUGCUCCUGCCGCUCCGCCAGCUCCCUCGGCGCCCAGCAGCUCGUAUGGUGCGCCUUCCCACUAAGUUGGGCGUUGGACUUGUGGAAUCCUCCUCAGCCAGUCCAUAUAUCAUGGUUAUUCCCAUUGAAAAACAAGCUACACAUCAUGGUUUUUGUUCAUCUCUUUUAUUUUUGUUUUUGGUUUCAUUUCAAGAAGUAGAAAGAAAAAAAAACGAUUUAACGUGUGACAAAGUUUACGAUCUACGAACAUUAUCCCCCAAACAUUACUCCCCUCAUUAUUGUUGUUGUUUCUUAUGUAAUUUUUACCUCUAAACAUUCUCCAAUAGGCUGUUUGUUUCAAUUUGUUUGUGUAAUCUUAAGUACAUAGUUGUUUAAGCACAUGCGUUAUAUACCAAGAUUUAUCGACUAUAUAUCUCACAUAUUCGACUAUAUAUACUAUAUAUAUAUGAUACUAUAUAUGCUCGUACACACGAUACAUUCAUCGCAAAUGCAUUUCAACUAGGCAAAUACCUAACAAACUACUUUCAGUACAUUUUUGUUGUUGUUGAGCACGAGGAUAAUUGUGUGCAAAUAAUGCGAACACACGAAAAACGAACAAAAAAAUUUACAAAACGAAACAAAAAAGAAGAAUGAUACUCAAGUAUAUAUUGUAUAUGUGUAUAAAAUGAAUGGAAAAAGUGAAAUAAAAAGUUUAACA
Molecule: messenger RNA, 1316 nt
Organism: Drosophila nasuta
Lineage: Eukaryota; Metazoa; Arthropoda; Insecta; Diptera; Drosophilidae
Gene: TwdlE
Product: TweedleE
Exons: 3
Coding region: 94-684 (196 amino acids)
Biological process (GO): chitin-based cuticle development
Cellular component (GO): chitin-based extracellular matrix
Molecular function (GO): structural constituent of chitin-based larval cuticle
Source: RefSeq, a predicted model, not a curated record